Messenger RNA from Debaryomyces tyrocola, 640 nucleotides. The record is from the annotation of a GenBank genome assembly. NCBI's taxonomy places the organism in Eukaryota, Fungi, Ascomycota, Pichiomycetes, Serinales, Debaryomycetaceae.
AUGUCGCACGUGAGGGAAACCAAUAUCAGAGAUGAUUAACGUCUAACAACAACUAGGUGUAAACAACAAAAGAAAUUGAAGAAAUGGUAUGUAUAUCCCAAUUGAUACGGCUUAUUAUAUUGUUAAUGUACUAAUUUGGACUUAGCCUCCUAAACUUUCGAAAACUUCGAAAACCAACCAAAUUACCAUCAUAAAAUUCAAGCGGAACAAAAGUACUUAUGUUUUGCCUUUAGACCUAAAUACCAAAGCUUCUUUAUCUUUAGAGAAUUUUAAAUCCUCAUUGGCUAAAGCAAUAGAACAGUCAGGCGGUAUCUCUCUUGUCGAGGAGGACGAGGAAACUAAUAAGUUGGAUGAAGACGAUAUCGAAGUUCCCAAAUCAGAAUACAUUGAUAACAUGGAGAAUGAUGGAAUGAUGGAAGAUAAUGAAGAAGAUUUCAAGAACAUGAUCCAAGAUGUAAAAGCCGAUAACUUGAUAUUGGCACUUCCAAAGGAUAAGACUUCGCCGUACGAUAAUAACUGGAUCGAAAUAACAGACGACUCUAGUAUAUCAAGCCUUAAGUUUAAUGAUUAUGAUGUAAUAGCUUUUAAACAUGUUGACGACGAUAGAUUUUUCAUUUCGGAAGCUGCAUACGAUGAAUAA